Messenger RNA from Prunus armeniaca (apricot), 1236 nucleotides. Lineage: Eukaryota; Viridiplantae; Streptophyta; Magnoliopsida; Rosales; Rosaceae. The record is from the annotation of a GenBank genome assembly.
AUGGCUCUAUCCCGCCUCGCCUCCUCUUCAUCUUCCGGUUCCAAUCUCCUCAAACCCCUCACCUCCGCCCUAUCCUUCACCCCAUCUCUCCGCCGUCCGAUCUCAUCCGCCGCUGAUGACUCCACCACCCUCACGAUCGAGACAUCAGUCCCCUUCACCUCCCACAGGUGCGACGUGCCGUCCCGCACCGUCGAUACCACGCCCAAAGAGCUUAUGACGUUCUUCCGCGACAUGGCGUUGAUGCGCCGGAUGGAGAUCGCGGCCGACUCGCUCUACAAGGCCAAGCUCAUCCGAGGGUUUUGCCAUCUAUACGACGGCCAGGAGGCCGUCGCCAUCGGCAUGGAGGCCGCAAUUACCAAAAAGGACUGCAUCAUAACCGCCUACCGUGACCAUUGCACCUUCCUCGGUCGCGGCGGGACCCUUCUGCAGGUUUUCUCAGAGCUCAUGGGCCGCCAGGGUGGCUGCUCCAAGGGGAAAGGUGGGUCCAUGCAUUUUUACAAGAAGGACGCUGGGUUCUAUGGCGGUCACGGUAUUGUUGGGGCUCAGGUUCCGCUGGGAUGUGGCUUGGCUUUUGGGCAGAAGUACUCCAAGGAUGAAACGGUGACGUUUGCUCUGUAUGGUGACGGUGCGGCCAAUCAGGGGCAGUUGUUCGAGGCGCUUAAUAUUUCUGCGCUUUGGGAUCUGCCUGCCAUUUUGGUCUGUGAGAAUAAUCACUAUGGAAUGGGUACGGCAGAGUGGAGAGCAGCUAAGAGUCCAUCAUACUACAAGCGUGGAGAUUAUGUUCCUGGCUUGAAGGUAGAUGGCAUGGAUGUGUUUGCAGUAAAGCAGGCAUGCAAAUUUGCUAAGGAGCAUGCUUUGAAGAAUGGACCCAUUAUUCUUGAAAUGGACACUUACAGGUACCAUGGGCACUCCAUGUCUGAUCCUGGGAGCACCUACCGUACACGUGAUGAGAUUUCUGGCGUGAGACAGGAGCGUGACCCAAUUGAAAGAAUAAGGAAGCUGAUAUUUGCUCAUGAUCUAGCUACUGAGAAAGAGCUAAAGGAUAUUGAGAAGGAAGUGAGGAAAGAAGUUGAUGAAGCCAUUGCUAAAGCUAAAGAAAGCCCAAUGCCAGAACCCUCCGAACUCUUUACAAAUAUCUUUGUGAAAGGCUAUGGGGCUGAGUUACUGCCAGUUGACACUACUGCUUUGGAUGGGUAUCUGAUGCUAACCAAUACUAGUGUGAUGAUGUGUUACUGA